AUGCCGUCACCACAACACGAACGCGAACGCAUCGCUCUUGACUACUUCUCCCUUGCACCACUAGAGAACGUUGUCAAGGGGUUGAGCGAUGUCAACUACAACAUCCCCGGCGCCUACCCCGCAACACUACCAAACGCCGAAACCUACCACCAUCAACGUCCUUCGAUCGUCAUUCCGGCCAACUGCCAGACGGACGAGUUCGGAAAACGAUUGAUCAGCCCCCCACUUGAAGCCCCAAAGAGUCUCCUAACGGCGAUGUUGGUGAGUCCCACCACGACUGCAGAGGAGGGAAGUACCAUCCCUUCAUCUCCCGAGAUGAGUUUAGCAGGGAAUGAGUCGACGAGCUCAGAAGAAGAAUGUGAUCAGAAGCUCAAGAAGAGGACUGUCAAAUUUGGUAUUUCCCCGAGAACCAGGGUCGUGCCGCCUACGCCUAAAUCCACACCUGUCGAUAAAGUCCCAUCACCAAUGAAGAAGCCAUCGAUCAAGUUUGCUUGUGUGCCUUCUGCAUCGGAAAGUGAGGCACAGGCUCCUGCCCCUGUGAGGAAGGUCACACUCGCAAGAUCGCCGGCGCCUCAUCGUCCCAGUGCUUUGCAUGUGCGGGAAAAGUCUUCCUCUAGCGAGGAAAAGGAGAAGAAAGAAGAGCAGGUACCGGUAAGGCGUACGAUCAAGUUCGCCUGUGCACCUGCGCCUGCUAAGGACAAGAGUCCUGUUGUAUCAGAGAGCGAACAGGCACCUCCCAAGCAGCGCAGUAUUAAGUUCGCGUGUCCUGCAAAUCCGAAGACUGCGCCUGUUGUCACCGUGGCGGCAGAGCAGCCAGUGCAAGCACAAGCGCAGGAAAAGAGGAAGAGCAUCAAGUUUGCUUGUGUGCCUCACAAGACGACCACGCCUACCCACACUGCAUCCGAAUCUGAGCAGCCAGCGACGCGCAUGAAUGCCUCUGUUACUGUCAAGUUUGCUGCAUGUGCUGCUGUGACUUCUGAGAGUGAAGGCGGCGAUGUUAGUUCGAGGAGUCACGGUCGUAUGCACUGGGAUUCCACGACAGCCUCCGCUAUUACGACGGCUGCUACCUCUCCUGACCAUCAUCACCACUUUUUUGAUACCUCGAGGAGGACAUCUGCGUCUCAUGAUGCUUCUUCCCGUCGUCCUAGCGGUGUCGGUGAAAGAUAUCUUCCUGAACGGAGCACAGACGCGCAUAUGAAGACUGUCGACGGCGUGCUGCAGAAAGCGAAAGAAGACGAGCUGGCGCGCAUGGCGAGGGAAAUAGAGGAGGAAGAAGAGGAAGACGAGGAGCUGGAUGAAGAGGAAGAGGGGUACGUUGAGGAUGAUGAAUACGACGAGGACGAUGAUGAGGAUGUGGAGGUUUUUGGGGCUGAGGAUGAAUAUGAGGAUGAAGAAGAUGAAGAGGGAGAGCAAGAAGAGAAUGAUAACGUGGAUGAUGAGGAUGAGGAUGCGGAGGAUACCGAUGAAGGUAUUAUCUCCAGGGGUGAGCAGACGCCAAGGGCCACAGGUUCAAGCAUGCGUCUUCACCUUCCUCCCCGCUCACCUUCUUGCUUCCUCAUUCCGCUCACUGGACCACCCCUUACACCCUCCGCCCAACUCGCCGACAGACUUCCCGACGCAGUUGAUUUCGUCGCGGGAAGGAUGGAAGAAGACCAAGCUGCUGAAGAGGCUUUUGCCAACGCAGUCGAAGAGAAGAGGGCUAGGCAGAGGGUUAUCACGCCUCAGGACAUCGACCCGUACUUCCCGGAUGAUGUCGUUGAGGACGAGGAAGAGGUUCCGAAGGAGGUUCUAGGCAAGAGUCCCCCACCUGCUCCUCGCCGUCGUCUCUCUCCACCCGCCGUGAACCUUAACCGCACCAAGUCCCUCCCUGGCCGCAACCGCACCUCGUGCCGCGCCGUGGCAAUUUGUCCCCCGAAACCUUUGAGCUCGAGUGUCAACAUUGCGCAAUUACAACAACCCCGUCGUAGACGUGGCGCGUUGGAUAUUGUCAAGGGACUCGAGCGAAAGAAGGCGAAAAGAAAGGGGCUGUUGAACGCGCCAAUGAGGGAGUGUUUGGCUGUUGGUGCUGGUGCGGCAAAGAUGGCCGAGAUGGCGAAGGGACUUUGUGGGAAGAAGGUUGAGGGGUUGUGGGUUUUGAGUGUAUGA
Molecule: messenger RNA, 2145 nt
Organism: Saitoella complicata NRRL Y-17804
Lineage: Eukaryota; Fungi; Ascomycota; Saitoellomycetes; Saitoellales; Saitoellaceae
Exons: 1
Coding region: 1-2145 (714 amino acids)
Source: RefSeq, a predicted model, not a curated record